This is a messenger RNA of Cylindrotheca closterium, 2268 nucleotides long. The record is from the annotation of a GenBank genome assembly. Lineage: Eukaryota; Bacillariophyta; Bacillariophyceae; Bacillariales; Bacillariaceae.
AUGAGACUCUCUUCAAGCCUUCUACUACUGGCUGUCGGUGCCUCUGCACAAUUUUCGUUUCCUCCACCUCCCGGAGAUACAACAACAACUGAUCCCACUGAAUCGUUUUCAUUGACUGGUCCUCCACCUCCCGGAGAUACUACGACAACUGAUACCACUGAAUCGUUUUCAUUGACUGGUCCUCCACCUCCCGGAGAUACAACAACAACCGACACCACUGAAUCGUUUUCAUUGACAGGUCCUCCACCUCCUGUUGAUACUACAACUACUGAAUCGUUUUCAUUGACAGGUCCUCCGCCCCCUGGUGAUACUACAACCACCGACACAACAGGGUCGUUUUCAUUGACUGGUGCUCCACCCCCUGGUGAUACUACAACUACCGAAACCACUGACUCGUUUUCAUUGACCGGUCCUCCACCUCCUGGGGACACUGAUGGCGACUCUUUUUCAUUUCCUCCGCCUCCUGGUGAUACUGCUGGAGAUGGAUCUACUACUACAGAUUCCACAUCAAUAAGUGACCCCAGUCUUCUUUCACCCCCAGACACUUCUAACUAUUACUUCCCCAAUAAGCAUGAGAAGCCAUUUGGUUACAAAUACCAUGGAGAAGAAAAGUGUGCUAUCAUUAAUAUUGCUAUGGAUGAGUCUGGUUCGAUGGUAACCGAACAACAGUUCAUGAGAGAUCGAGCCGUGAACAAGAUGGUAAGGUUCUUGAAUGGGAACAAGCAUCAGUUUGACAAGGUCUUUGUUUGUUCGAACGGAUUUGGAAACAAUCCUGGAGGAAACCCGGACGCAGAUCCAGAAGAUGGAUACCGUCACCUUGGAUGCUCCUUGGGGUACGAUCGAACCAUUUUGCAAUGGAGCUACUGGAAUGAGGGACGUAACGAAGAUGGCUACGCUGCCACCAUCAAGUCCAUUAACAAUGUUCCUGAAGUCAUUGGCGGAGUGAACAUCACUUCGACUUGCAGGACCGCAGCUUUGAAUAUGAUCUUGGUCACUGAUGAAGACCGCGAUGCUGUCACUGAAGUCACCAAGGACGAUGUCCGACAGCGCCUUACCGAGACUGGGUACAUUUACAACAUUGUUGUCAAUGUCUUUAUCAAGAAUGAUGCUGCCAACAUCAUUGGUAUGCGCUACAACUACAACGCCACCGACUACCCCAGGCUUACCAUGCCCAUUCUUGAUCGUGAGACUGGUACUUUCCGUUUCUAUGGCGGAGGAGACAUCCCCAAUGAAAUCUUCUCGGCCAAAAUGGAGGACGGAGUCAUCCAUGGCGAAUAUGUGGAAGAAAUGGACCCUUCCUUGCUAUACAAGGAACUCAUGACCAAUGGACACGGCCACACCAUUGAAGACUACGGAGAAAUCAUUGAAGGUACCAAGGGAACCAUCUUUUCCAUUCGAACCAUGCGCAAGGGUACCAGGGGAGACGUUCCAGGACUCUCCGAUGCCUUUGCCAACGCUCUUGUUGAUAUCAAGAUUUGCGAAAUGACUCGAUGUCGCGAUCCUGAAAUCGGUGGAGAUCCUCACAUUACAACUUGGAAGAAUGAACACUAUGAGUUCCACGGGCAAUGUGAUCUCGUCUUGGCCAAGGAUCCAAAAUGGGGCGGUGGCCUUGGAUUGGAUGUCCACAUCCGUACCAAGAUUGUUCGUUACUGGUCCUACAUUCAAGCGGCUGCCAUUCGUAUUGGCGAUGACAUCUUGGAAGUGGAAGGCGGCACCGAGAUGAACACGGAGCCAAAGUUCUGGGUCAACUUUGAGUAUUUGGGCGAUCUGACUACCUUUGCCGGCUUCCCAGUCACUCAAGAUUCCAACAAGAUCCACCGUCGGUCCUACACAAUCGACCUGGACUCCAAGUACAAGGGCAAGAAGAUUGUGAUCGAUUUAUAUCGAGAGUUUGUCCGCGUCAAGCUCGAUGGUGGCUUGGAAACCUUUGGUAACACUAUCGGUCUCUUGGGAGACCCACGCUCUGGCGCACUAUUAGGAAGAGACGAACACACCGAGUUCAAUGACUAUGUGGACUUUGGAAACGAGUGGCAAGUCCUUCCAGCGGAUGGAAUGCUGUUCCAUGAAACUUCCCAUCCCCACUUCCCCGAACGCUGUAUUGAACCUGAAGAUCCUCAAGGCGAGCGUCGUCGUCGUUUGGAUGAAUCGUCCAUUACGAUUGAACAAGCUGAAGCCGCCUGUGCUUCCCUGAAGGACCCACUGAGCAUCAAGGAUUGUAUCUACGACGUUGUGGCCACACAAGACUUGGACAUGAUCGGAGCGUUCUAA